AUGGUAGGGUUUAGUGAUGGAAGCAUUAUGUCGUUGAGACUGGAGAAUUUCCAAACGUUCAAGAAGACAGUACUGACGUUCUGUGCGUCUUUCAAUUUUAUAGUUGGAGCGAAUGGAUCUGGAAAGAGUAGCAUAGCGAAUGCGAUAGUGCUUCUGUUUGGAGGGACGCCUAGAUGCAUAGGCAGGGGAAAGACGAUUGGUGAGUAUGUAAGGUAUGGAGAAGAAGCAGGAAAGAUUGAGGCAUGUGUGCAUUAUGAAGGAAAGGAGCUGUUGCUUGGUAGAUAUAUAAGAAAAGAUGGACAAAGCAAGUAUUUUGUUGAUGGAGUUGCAUGCAAGAAGACGGAGUAUGAAGAUGUUAUACGAAGACUGAGAGGGAAUGUUGGAAACUUGUGUCAGUUCUUGCCUCAGGAGAAAGUUGCAGAGUUUACAAGACUAUCAUGUGAGGAGCUACUAAUUGAGGUACUUGAAGCUGUUGAAGAAGAGGAAGCAUUGAGAAUGAUCAAGGAACUUGGAGAGCUUGAAUGUGAAAAGAAGAAGGUGAUUGAGGAUCUUGAAGUAGAGUGCAAAAGGAAAGAAUGUGUAGAUAGAAUGGUAAAGUCUUUGGGAAGUGAUGUUAGAAAGAUGAAAGAGAAGGAGGAGAAGGAAAAUAGAAUAAAGAUGAUGCGUGAGAAAAAGGACUGGAUGAUUUAUGCAAAGUAUCUUGAGCGAUAUUUGGAGAGUAAGCGUGUUUUAAGCAUAUUGAAGAGACAGAUGGAAGAGAAAGCAUCUGAUGCCUCAAAGAUUGUGAAUGAGAUAGAAGAGCUGAAGUGUGAGGAGUCACAGAGUAGAAUUGAUUUACUAAUUCAUAUGCUUUAUGAAGAUGAUGAAGUGCUAUCGAAGCUAAUUAUUGAUUUGAAACGAAUUCAGCAUGACUUUGAAAUGCUAGAAGUAGAUAAAGAGUGUCUAAAAAAUAAGGAAGAUAGAAGAGAAGCAGAGAUAUCAAAUGCAAAACAAGAAAUAGAGGAGCUUGAGGAAGAGAUGUGCAAGAUUAAGGUACCUACAUGCCCAAAAGAAAUUAAUACAAGCAUAGUUUAUGAUCUUGAGGAAAAGGCAUCUAAUUUGAUGAGGAAGAGAGGAAAGAUACAACAUGAGUCAGGGGAACUAAAGCGCAGCAUUGAUGAUCUGAAUGGCAAGAAAAGAGGAUAUGAGCAAAUGGAAGAGAUGAGGAUGCAAAUUCUUAAGAAGUAUCAUAUUGAUACGUAUAGAGCAGUUUGCUGGCUCAGGGAAAACAGACAUAAAUUCAAGGGAGAGAUAAUAGAGCCGCCAUUUCUUCAUCUACGAAUCAAAGACGCGGAUUACACAAUAGAGGUAGAGAACUUCCUAGGGUUUCAAUCUUUGUCGCCUUUUAUAUGUAAACAGCCAGAAGAUUUUGAAAGGUUUGUGGAGAUCAUGAAAGAUGAGAAGAAAUGGAAGAUUAAUGUAAUUGAAGCCAUUCGUAGCGACGAGAGAUCUGGUGAUGCGAUUGUAAAUAAGGAUGUGUUAAUGAAGCUAGGGUUUGAUGGUGUUUUGAGUGAUUUUCUGGAGUGUAGGGACGAGGUUUUGGAUUAUUUGAAUGUUGUUGGCCAUUUUGAUCAGAUUCCGGUGUGUAAGAAAUGCAUUGAUGAAACGGUUGUGUUUAAAACGACGAAUGUGAGGAGGAUGGCGGCAGGAGGAAGAUACAUAGAAGUUAAGCGAAGCAGAUAUGGCGAGGAUUAUGUGAUAAUCGACAAUCCUUUGAAAGCCAGGAAUUUAUUUUCGGCAGGACUAUCUUUUCAAGAGCUGAAGGAAGUAGAGAACGAGCUUGAAUCAAAGAAUGCAAAAAGAAGACAAAACGAGGAAGAACUGAAGAGUGUUCUUAAAGAGCAUGAAAUGGUGGAUAAGCAACUACAGGAUGCUUAUGAAGAGAAAAGGCGUUAUGAUGCAUUGCAUAUGGAGGUAAAAAAGAAGGAAACACAAAUUAAGGUAUUGAAUGGAACUAUUGAGAGGAAGAAACAGGAAAUGAAGACACUUGAAACAAGAAGUGACUUAAUUAAAGAGAGCCAUAGAAUAGACGUAUUAGCAGAAGAAUUGGAUGAAAAGCAAGAAUAUAAGUGUGAAGAGAUCAAGAAGCAUUUAUAUAACGAGAAGUACUUUGAGAUGUUUUGUGAAGCACAGAGAGUAUCUAUAGAUGUAGUGAGGAUAAGAAAGAAGAGAACGACUCUGUUAGAAUGUAAGCAGGCAAUUGAUAAAGCAUUGAUGGAUAUUGAAAUCGAAGCACUUGAUAAGAAGAAAGAAUGCCGUGAGACUAAGAAGCUAAUUGAGGAGAAGAAGAGUAUUCUUAGUGGAAUUAACAAGACGGAAGAGUAUGAAUUAAGACUUGCAGAGCUUCCUAAUAGCAUACAGGAGCUUGACGAGGAGAUAUCAAAAGAAAUGGUACGAUUGAAGUUUUAUAAUGCCGAUGAAAAGGCAAUCAAUGAGCUUGAGACAAGUAUAUGUGAUUUAGAGCAAAUAAACCGCAAAAUUCAGGAUAACCGGGACAAUUUGAAAUCUAUUGAAGAAAACGUAUCAAAGAUCAAAGAGCAAGCAAUUUAUAAAAUUGAUAAAUUGACGCAUGACAUAGGAAAACUGUUUACAGAUCUAUUUAAGAUGACUGGAGGAGAUGGAAAGAUCAAGUUCGUUUCUGAUGACUUGGAUGUUUGCAAAUGGAAGCUGAACAUUAUGGUUAAAUUUAAUUCAGAACAGAACCUAGAAGUCUUAAGCUCACAUAGACAAAGCGGAGGAGAACGUUCUGUAUCGAUUAUUUUGUUUCUAUUGGCAAUGCAAGACCAUAUCGCAUCACCUUUUCGCCUGGUUGAUGAAAUAAAUCAGGGCAUGGAUGCUGAUAACGAGAAAUUGAUUCAUGACAUUCUUGUUACACUUAGUGAGCAGCAGAAAAUCGGCCAGUUUUUUAUGAUAACGCCAAAGAUAGUUCCAGGCCUUACAUAUUGUGAGAACAUGAAAGUUAUCGUUCUAUAUUCAUUCAAUGGACGAGUUGAUCAAGCUGAUUUUAUAAAGUAUAAGUUAAAGAUGCUUGCAUAG
Messenger RNA from Ordospora colligata OC4, 3075 nucleotides. Its product is annotated as SMC N-terminal domain-containing protein. The transcript has a single exon. Gene Ontology annotation, cellular component: Smc5-Smc6 complex. NCBI's taxonomy places the organism in Eukaryota, Fungi, Microsporidia, Ordosporidae. The record is from RefSeq and is a predicted model, not a curated record. Gene Ontology annotation, biological process: double-strand break repair via homologous recombination. The coding region runs from base 1 to 3075 and encodes 1024 amino acids. Gene Ontology annotation, molecular function: ATP hydrolysis activity; ATP binding.